UCAUUCAAUUUUUCUUUCGUAAAGUAGUGUCAUUGUUAGCUUCCGAAAUUUUCGAAAAUUUAUCUGUGAUCCUUUUUUUUUUGAUUUUUUUUCAACACGAUGGAAAAUCAAAAUUUGGAAGAAAAUUUCAAGUUGUUUUAUCGCAUUGCAAAAGCAUUGAUUUUAGAGCUCAAUGACGAAGACAGGGUCCUUGCAGCCCAAUGGCUACGCAAGUUAGCCUCAUGCCAGUCCCCCGAAGACUCCGAACGGCGAAACCACUACAUGACACUGCUGUUGAUCACUCUGCAGCAGAAACGAAUAGUGGGACCGUUCAAGAAGACCCCGGAUGCCGGCAACAACUUGGAACAAUUGCCGAACGAACUGCAAGCUAACGACAUCCAGAAGUUGCUCGAGGAAGAUUUGGCCAAAACUCCCCUGCCUCCGCUAGCCCAGUUCGGACUUGCCGGCGGUAAACUGUCGACGGAGUUUGCCGUAACGCAGGAGAUUCCGAAGUUUGGGGCCCACUUUUACUACGUGUACACGCUGGAGCCCAUCUAUGACUUCCAGCGAGCAUACCAGUCGCGAAUUCCACCCCCGAUGCGGGGCCCAUCGCAAUCUACUAUGCGGGAUCUGAAUGCCGGCGUGGAACAUCUGCUUCGAUCGGAAAAGAAAAAGCUUAAGGUCACCGUCGAUCAGCUGGGGCGCAAGCAAAUCAAGAUCCGCGAUGAACACUUUGCCGAGUUUUCCGGAGCCGGUAGACCCCGUCAAAUUCCGAAACGACUCCAAAAGCGCUUAGGAUUCAAACCGCCCGAGCCAGAACUCCAGGAAGUGGAAGCUCCGCUCACCAGCUUUGUGCCGGAAGCAAGUCCACCAAGGCGAACGCCUCAACCGUCAACAUCGACAGCAACCUUUGAAGCAUCUGUUGAAACAACCGUUGCGGCAGCGGUUGGUGCUGCUGUUGCGGCUGCCGCUGGUACUCCUCGAAGAACGAGUGGCAUUCCGAAGCCAUCGAGAUCGAUCCCCAAAAGACCACACACCAUCGCCAGACCGUCCGGUGGGAUACCGAAGUACACAGGCGCAAUUCCGAAGCCGUCAAGAGGUAUACCGCCUCCACAAGCAGCUCCUCGUGCUGCUACGCCAGUCGUUGAAGUACAGCCUCCCUCGCCUGUUCGAGCUCCGCCGGCAGCGGUCCGUACCCCACCGGCAUCGGUUCGUACUCCACCGGCGCAAGUCCGUUCUCCACCAGCACCUGUCCGUAGAUCCCCAAUCAAAUUCACACCACAUCCUUUUGCACCGCCAACUCCUCCGCUGUUUGCUGCUGGAGGCUCAACGCAGGGGUUGUCUUAUCAGCCAGAAGAUUUCGAAUUGGACCCAAGCACCAAGUUCAACUAUCCGCACGAAAGAAUUCUUGCAUCAAAAUGGACACCAUCGAAACGCGGUGAACGUAUUCAGGUCCUUGACAUCAUCCGACAGCACCCAAUCACUGAAGAAACACUCCUAGUUGCUCCGGACGAGCCACGGCGUCAUUUACUUACGCCCGAAAUUGAGCACGAAGUUCAAGAAACUAUGAGACGUUCCAAUAUGCUUUUCCAAACAGAGGAUACCAGGACGCGAGAACUCAUGCGCAAGUAUUACGAAUCGAAACCCGUUCGACCAAAAACUCUCGAUUUUACACCGGAAGAAGAAUUUGGUGAACCUGAAUCAGCUUCAUUUCAACCAUUUUUGCUGGAUAGCAGCCCCGUUAUCGACCGGCAACAAGUGCAGUAUCAUACACCGCCGAGUGUACCACGUGCUGGUACGCCGCGUACGGCUACACCUCCAAUGCCGAGAUCACGAUCAGCUACACCGCGCAGAACACCGCCUCUUGGUGUUACCACCCCACGUACUCCAUCUUCGCGUCCUGCCACUCCGCGCAGUACCACUCCACGAACUCCGGCACCAAGAGCUCCCACACCCGUUCCGAGGCGGAUACCCAGCAUUUCCGAAUGGUUUGUGGAUGACGAAGGCCUACUGGACGAUGAAGAAAUUCAAUUACGGGACGAACUUAUCUACAUACCAAGCCCGGCGCGAGCACCCACGCCUUCUCCAAGGCACACUCAAGAUUCUCAGUACUCCGAUGCUGACGAGUUCCUACUAGAGGACGAAGAAAUUGAAUUCGCCGACGACAUGCCGAGUCCACAGUGGGGCAGCCCCGUUAUGACUCCAGUUCGUACGCCAAGACAGACCGUCUCACCGCGUUACAGUCCAGAUAUAUCACCAGGAGGAACCACCGCUCGCCUUCUCGACGUCGGAGGUGAUAUACCCUUAAUGUCUCCUAAAUCUCCCAGAACCGCAGCCACUAUGAUGGACGACAUCAUGUUGACUACACCGGAGAAGAUGACUAAGAUGGCGAACAUUAUAUCGCAAAUUGAUCAGCAAGUGGUUGAACACAAACGGGUAAUUCAAAGCAUCGAUGAAAUGCCAAGAUCGCCUUCGAUGGAUAACCUUAGAAGUGAAUGUACAAGGGGAUCUGACACGCUCAGAACCAUUAAUUCGCGAUUGAAAUCUAUUCGUGAAUCGGCACGGACUAGUCAAAGGACUCCAGUGGCUCUUCCUGAGCCAGAAGUAAUACCUGAAGAACCGGUUCCAUUCAGUCCCGUUGGUUUAGCACUGGAGUUCCAAGAUCUAUCCGAUGUGAUCAACAAAACGGUAGAAGACGCUCAAAUAAUUCAACAGAUUGCAGAGUCAGUACAGGAGCAAGUUGUCCAAGAAGCUGCAGAUAGAAGUAUAGAUACGGUAGGAGCACUGCAGGAGAUUUCCGAUCAAGUUCAGGAUGCCGCCAAAGAGUGGGGACAGAGAGUCGUCGAUCUUAAUACAUCUUCGCUUGGAUUAAUCGAUGAAGGAGAAAUGGAUGAAGAUUUGCUUGCAAGCCCGGCACGUGAAACGGUGAAUAUAAUGAGCGAUGCCCUGGAUCAAUCUGUCAGAGAAAUGAUUGCUGAGGGUGGUGAUCCACGUUCUCCGGCAGCGCAAAAUUUACAAGUGUCGCUCCGCAACUUCAAGGACGCAUUGCAUAACCUAAGCUUAGAAUCCCCUUCGUUCCUUGACGAAAGCUUCCCGCCAGAUGUCCUUCUGGAUCAAACUAUCGAUGAUUUGGAAACGUCCAUUAAUUUGGAAGCAGCCGCUCUUUCUUCGGUUGUGAAAACUUCGGAAAAUGAAGCGAUUUUGAACAGAGCAGAAGCAAUCGUUGAAGCGAUGAAUGAUGUUUUGGAUGAAGUUCAAACAAUUGAAGCGAUUGAACCUCCGGAAAUGCUGGAUGAUUACAUUGAACCAGCUACCCCACGGAGAGCAGAUAUGGGCUACGAUGACAUUGUGGGAGAGGAUGAAUUCCUCACAACACCGAUGCCUAAAUCAGCAGAAGUUGUUGAAGAAAUGAAACAGGAAAUGUUAGGUCUCCUCGAAAGGGCUCAACAACAACAGCAAGCUCUUUUAGAAGCAAGUUUGGAGAUUGUAGAGAAUUCUGCCGACCCAGCAGCAGUAAUGGCCAGCCAAGAAGUAUCACAAUCAAUCCAGCAUGCCCAAGAGGUUGUAACGGACAUGAUAUCCCGAGUCGCGAGGACACCACCCAUUCUUGAAGAAGAAAAAAAUUUCGGAUGGCUUGGUCCAAUGGCCAUUCAACCAGUUAGUAGGCCACCUAUUUCCGGAAGACGUCAACCUUUGGCUAAAUCAACUCCAAGGCCUGCUCCAAGUAGGAAACCCGUAGCGAGAACGGCUGCUGCCAGACCAGUGGCAGCAAGAGCAACUGCCACUAGGCAAGCACCAUCCAGAGCACCCGCAGCAGCAACAGCUAGGUCAUCAGCAGUUCGACGACCAGCCAGAGGGGCUUCACCCGAAGCCCUAGCCUUACCCUCUGGAGUUCAAGCGCCGAGGCCGCGUGCAGGCUCAGCAACGCCCGUACCCGUUAGACGCCCUCCGCGACCGGUUCCGCUGCCAGGUUCAACACAGCUACCAGCGCAAACUUCUUCGUCGAUCCGUACUAUGAUACCUCGGCCGGGCUCUUCGACGGGUGAGAGAUGAAGAAAUUUGAAUGUUCAACAGUUUAGCAACUAAUGGCGAGUUCUGCAUGAUAAAUUUGUAUAAUAUAUUUUUGAGU
This is a messenger RNA of Armigeres subalbatus, 4108 nucleotides long. RefSeq names its product titin-like. Lineage: Eukaryota; Metazoa; Arthropoda; Insecta; Diptera; Culicidae. The coding region runs from base 100 to 4032 and encodes 1310 amino acids. The transcript is spliced from 4 exons. The record is from RefSeq and is a predicted model, not a curated record.